CUGCAGUGCCUGGCCCCAUAGCCCUGCCCCAGGAGGAGAUGGCCACAGAGAAGCCAGUGACUCCCACUGAGGAGCAGCUGGAGAUCCUGGAAUACAACUUCUGCAAGGUGAACAAGCAUCCUGACCCCACCACGCUGUGCCUCAUUGCGGCUGAGACUGGGCUCUCUGAGGAGCAGACCCUGAAAUGGUUCAAGCAGCGCCUGGCAGAGUGGAGGAAGUCUGAAGGGCUGCCCUCAGAAAGCGGGUCUGUCAGGGACUAGAGGAUGCUGCUCCGAUCCCCAUGCCUGCUGUAAAUGAUGGUGAAGCUCUUCAGAGUGGGUUUCCUUGGGAUUCUGUUGCAAUAAGUUUUAGAUACAAAGUAAUACCCUGCUAUUUAACAUAAUUCUUAUUUAAAGUGUACAUAAUCAGGAAAAAAAUAUUAUAUAUAUGUGUAUACAGCUUCUGACGGCUGCAUAACCUGUCUAGUGGUUCCUAUCCAUCAACAGCGGCUGCCCAGGGCAAAACAAUCUCAUGCCCUUGUCCCAGGCUUGCAGAAAAGCUGCCAUGAAAGGUUCAAAUACAGA
This is a messenger RNA of Nipponia nippon (crested ibis), 563 nucleotides long. The record is from RefSeq and is a predicted model, not a curated record. Lineage: Eukaryota; Metazoa; Chordata; Aves; Pelecaniformes; Threskiornithidae.